AUGAUGAAAGUAAUUAGUAGAAUGUCUUCAUUAAUUCUUAAGAAAUCAGAUGAUAUGAUUCUUUUUGCUCAUGAUAAUCAAGUUAAACAAGGUGAAGUAUUAAAGUUUGGAAAGUCAUUGGGAGUAGUCAUGUCAAUUUUUGAAAAAAAUCAAUUAGCAUUAUUGUUACAACAAUCAGAAGUAUUAGAGCCAAUUUAACAUAUUAAAUCAUUAAAGGCUUAUCCUUAAAAUAAUAUUUGUACGAUUGCAGACAUAAAGGAAUCAAAUGAAAAUAAUACAGAUAGCAAAUAAUUACCUAAAAGAGUCCUUCCAUAGAAUUAAAUUUUAACACAUAAUGUGUAUAUAGAUCUCUUUCAUCCAAUAACGUAUGGUCAAAUGCUUAUCAUUAAAGAUAAAGAGCUUUUAAAAAAGUUGAACGCUUUCGAUUAGAUUAUCUAUUAUGGAAGGUCUCCUAUUUAAACAGCCACUUGGUUUAAACAUGCAGAAAGUUAAGGAUCAAAUUAUUUUUUACCUAAAUAUGCAUUAGAAUAUGCCAAUUAAAUAGCAAAAUCUAAUAAAACAUUGUUAGUAAUGGAUCAAAUUUAUGAUCAUUUUGUUGCACAUUAAAAAUUACAAGAGACAAUAUAGUCUUAUCUUUAUGAGAAAACCACUAAAACUGUGUACUUGUCAAAUCUUUUAAAAGAUCUUUCAUAAUCAUGUGGUUAUAGACCAGGACAUAGUAAUCUUACUGUUGCUGUUUUAUAAAGAGAUUCUAGAGAUGAUUUAUUAAAUGAUGAAUUGGAGAAAGAGGUAUGAUUUAAAUAUAAUAAAAAUUUUAGUUAGAUUCAUUGCAAUCACAUACACCUUCAGCAACAUUAGCUAAACCAAGUUCAUUAAGUUUAUAAAUUCAAAGUCCUUUAUAUUAUCAUUUAGCUCAAGAAUUAUAUGAUAUUUUAUCAUAAUACAAUCAAAAAAAAUCAGAAUAUAUGUAGAAGCAAUAAUUAAAGAUUCAUAUAGAUCCUUGGGAUUUUUAUGAAUAUUUUGAUUGCAAACCAAUUGUGUAAAUGAUCAAUUUAUUCAAUCAACAGAAUAGUCAAGAACAUGAAUUAGCAAUCUUAGUAGAUUUCUCAGUUAAAGCAUUCAAACAAGAAUUAAUUUGUUAACUAAAAGGUAUAUAUUAAUGAUCUAUAUUAAAGGUUCACCUAAAGAAGUUUUAAAUGAUCUUCUUGCAUUUUCUUGUUCAAUAAAAGAGUUUGAUAAAAAGACAUUUGCUGAAUUUUAUUAUGAAAAAAAAAAUGAAUUAGAUGGAAAUUAAUUUAAGAGUUUAAUUAUUGAAAAUUUAGGAAGAUUUUAUGAAUUAUAUAUGAUUCAUUUAAGAAUGACAGAUUAAUUGUUAUAAUACAAAAAGGAUUACAUUUGAUU
This is a messenger RNA of Paramecium pentaurelia, 1401 nucleotides long. The record is from the annotation of a GenBank genome assembly. Lineage: Eukaryota; Ciliophora; Oligohymenophorea; Peniculida; Parameciidae.